Ruditapes philippinarum (Manila clam) is the source of this 6112-nucleotide messenger RNA. RefSeq lists its product as uncharacterized. The coding region runs from base 3669 to 4958 and encodes 429 amino acids. NCBI's taxonomy places the organism in Eukaryota, Metazoa, Mollusca, Bivalvia, Venerida, Veneridae. The record is from RefSeq and is a predicted model, not a curated record. The transcript is spliced from 8 exons.
AUCAUAAUUGAUUUUUCUUAGUUUUGUCUUCCUAACUGUGUCCAGUCAAGUUUCCCUGUCUUCUGUGACAGCUCUUGGCUAUUCUAUAACUCUUAUUUCUUCGUGAAUUUAUUUCAAAUUUCAAAAAGACCUGCACCAUUAGAUUUAUAAGUUUUGUGACUGGGUUUCCAUAUUCAUUUUCAUUUUGAACUUGGAUUUAAUUGAAAAUUGUCCUCUUGAACAAUGUAAAACUAUAAUGGGGCUCGCCGUCAUUAACUUCUCAUUAACUAAAUCACUUUUACGUUUAUUAGAUUGAAUGAUGUAUUGACAUGCAUUGUAAUACAUUAUGUUGUAUAUAUAUUGUAUUUGUACCAAUGAGAAAUGUUUUCUGAUAUGUAUGUCUUAUCUGUAAUUAUGUAAGAAUCAAAUUAUGAUAGAUUUAAUCUUCGAGUGCUUGGAAACUAAAAUAUAAAUACAUCUAUGAAUAAGUAGAAUAUCAUGAAUUAUUUAUAAAAGUUUUACACUAUUCAAAACUGUAUAAAAUCGGGUUUUCCUUUCAUAAACUUUCUUAGUUUUUGUAUAAAUGAAGAAAAUAUUUAAAUAAAUCUAAGCUUUAUAUUAACUAUAUCUUCUGUUAAGAAGAUAUGACUUAUAUUUAGCACUAUUUCCCAAUUCCCCUUUAAAAAUCAAUAAAAUGAGCUUUCUACUUUAAAAAAAAGCUUUAGUUUUGAUUUUGUUGAAUAAUUGCUAUAUAAAGGAGAAAUGCUUACGGUACAAUCAUAUAUGGAUACACUUGUAGUUGCCAUUUUUUCUUCUACAUUUUUGUUGUUAGAUAAAAGAUCAAUAAAUAAAAAACAAGAUUUAAUAUAGAUCCCACAAUAUAUGAUUUUUGGUGCCCCCACUUUGGUGGGGGUGGGGGGGGGGCGUUUAGAUUUACCCUUGUCCUUCCGUCAGUACGUCUGUUCUCUUUUGUGUCGCAGGUAACACGUGACCUAGAGUCAUGAAACUUAACAGGAAUAUUGAUCAGCAUGUGUAGUUGUAUAGUUUGUGUUAACUUAAUAAAAGAUUUUUAGUUUUCAACUUGGAGAAUAUGUACUCCAAAAAAUAUUUGACCUAGAGUCAUAAGAUUGACAGAACAGUGUCGUGUUGGGGCACCGUGUCCUAUGGGUUAUAUUUUUGUAAUGUUAUCGCAUAAUAUUUAAAUUGUUUUAUACAAGUAUUGUAUCUGUCAAUACUGAUAUGCUCUUCAUCUUUGGAGGAAAUGAAAGUAUCUUUCUAAAAGUAUCUAUAUAUCUAACCACUUACAGUUUAAGUCCAUCUGCCUUGUCAUCCCUAAAAGUAACUAUGAAAGACAUUGGAACAAAUAAAUAAAUGGUAUAAACAUUAUUUCCUUAUUAAAGGCAUGUAACACAUUACAGAUAAAUUAAGAGUUUUUGAAAAGAUUUAAAUUUUCAUUCAUGUUGUCCACAAUUGCAUAAUUGAAUAGCCACCUUCAGAAUGUUGCUGGUGUUCAUACCAGAUAGGAAUACAAUGAUAAUUGCUUAUUUAUGAUUUGAUUUACACUUUGGCAGAAGCCAAACAUUCUCCCUGUCUGGCAAUGGCUUUGUAUUAAUAAAGAAAUGUAUUUUUUUGGAAUAUUUUUAAACCAACAGAGAUAAUACUAUAUUGACUUGAAACUUAACAAAUAAUUAAAGAAACUUUAUAAUUAAUUGAAUUAUAAGGUAAAGGUACAGAAUCUUCAAAGCGACUCUGUGUGUCAAUUAAAAAUAUUAAUAUUUACAAGUAGUUAAACUUAAUACGAUCAUUAAUUUUGUAGAUAUUUCUUUUAUUCAUACAAGACAAUUUCUUUUAAUAGAUAUAUCUUUUUGCUAUAAAAGUUAUUCCAAUUUCUGUCAUGCACAUUGGUAGGAGUAUGAAUCGCCUUCAGCAAUUGUUCUAGUUCAUUUUGACUUCAUUCAUUUUUAGCUCGACUAUUCGAAGAAUAUGACAGCUAUUGUAGUCGACCCGGCGUCCGUGUCGGCGUCUGCGUUGGUUAGUCAAAUAUCUCAAUUAUUGCUUGAGAUAUUCAAUAAAAACUUACAAUACUUAUUCAUAGUCACAAGGUACAUCAGAUUGACAAGUUGAAUAUUCCUGCCUUCAAUAUUGACAGAAUUAUGCCCCUUUUUAACUUAGAAAUUUUUGUUAAAGUUUUUUUGUUAAGUCAAAUAUCUCAAUUAUGGCUUGAGAUAUUCAAUUGAAACUUAAAAUACUUAUUUAUAGUAUCAAUGUACAUCAGUUUGCAAAAUUGCAUAACUCUGCCUGCAAUAUUUGCAGAAUUAUUUGCCCCUUUGAAACUUAGGAAUUUUGGUUAAAGGUCUUCAAAGAUAUUUACUUGAAACUUUACACAUGUACUAAGGGUCAUAAUUGGAGGGUCAUAAUUGUAUGUCACUGACCAAGUUCCAUAACUCUAUCUUGCAUUUAGGCUGAUUACUCCCCUUUUCUACUUAGUCUCUUGGUUAAUGUUUACAUGCAAGAUUUACAUAUCUCAAUAACUAUUAAGAUAUUUAUUUAAAACUUCACAUAUGCAUUUAGAAUCAUAAUUGUAGGUCACUGUCCAAGAUCCAUAAUUCUAUCUUGCAUUUAGGCUGAUUUUUCUCCCCUUUUUCAACUUCAAAUUCAUGCUAAAGUUUUGCUUGUAAGCUGUUAUCUCCAUAACUACUUCAAGGCUUGGUGCCUUUUUUUGGGACAAUUUUAUGCAUUCAUAAUAAUAAAGCACUGAUUUACUUGAUAAAACAUCUUAAUAACAAGCCAUUGUACCUUUUCGGUCAAUUUUAUGUAUUCAUAGGUAAUUAGCAUUAUUAUACUCAAUAAAACACCCUUGUGACAACUUUUUCGAAUAGUCGAGCCAAUACUGGCCUCUGACAGUUCUUGUUGGACUGCCUGAUUCAAAAUUGAUUUAUUUACAUAAUGAUGAUUCACACCAGAAUCAGUUUAAAUGCCUUUAAAUCAAGAGCACUAAACAUUUUGAGAAACUGCAUGUUUUGGUAUAUGUAUUAAUUGAAAUGCCAUCUUGGUUUGUUAUUGUAAAGAGUAUCAAUUUGAUAAUUCAAUAAAAUUGUAGUUAAUAUAGGUUUUUCUAUGUUUUUACUGAAAAAAGGCCAGUUUUGCAAGAAAGAAGGUGUACAUUGAAGUACAACAUAUCUUGUGUCUGUAAAGCCUGUUGAUACUUAAUAUAAUUGUUUUAGAAAAUGACAAUGUUUUAUACUAUAGUAAUAAAAUAAAAAAAUUGUUUGGUUUCAAAAAAGUUUUUUGUAUGGUGUAAAAUUGCAUAUAUAUUAGAACAUAAUAGUAUUCAAUUCAAUGAUCAUAUUGAAUGGCAAUUAGUCAAUGCAGUGGUAUGAAUCAAUAUCAGUUUUAUUCAAUUGUAGUUAUUUUAUAAAUACAGAUAUGUAUAAGAAAUUCAUUAUAACAGUGACAGAUAUUGCAAGGCUUCACUUAAGUUUUGACCAUAUGAAUACAUAAAUUAUAUAUAAUCUAUGAAUAAAUAUAAAUAUAUGUCUCUUUUCACCAUCCACAUAAUAUAGUUACAUGUAGUAAAAGGUUGAUAACUUGUACAUGAACAUUUCUAAAACAAAUUUCCUCUUGAUAUGUUUUUCAAACUAUGUUCCUGUUCCUCAUAAUAAAAGCUUUACUUCGUUUCAAUUAUUUGCAUGGUAGUAGAAUUAUGUUGUGAAUUAAAUAUAAUUGUUUUAAUUAAUUACAGGUUGGCACAUUUUCGAUCCAAAGAUUUGGUAAAUGCCUAUACUUUGCAAACAGCCCUGAACAACAGUUUUGAAGAAAAGGGAUUAUUGUGCUACUUUAGAGCAGAGGAGUUGUUUAGGUUAAACACCAUGCUUGAUGAUGAGAUGAGAAUGAGAGAUGAACAUGUGAAAAAAACAUUAAUCACAACUGCUGGCUUUCAAGAGGGUGAACCAGAAUUGUAUUUCUUAAACCCGGAACAAAUAAUUGAUCUUAGUAGUGGAGAAAUGAUAGAUCCAGAGAGUGCAUCCUUGGUAUGGAUACCCAACUGGAAUGCUGCCAGUACCAGUUUGCCAAGAGGAGAGCUAUGUCAUGUAAUACAAACACCAACUUCUUUGGGUCCCUAUAGGGUGUUCUUAGACAAAGCUAAGGAAGUGUUGUUGAACAACUUUGGUGCAGCAUUGUUGGCUUGGGCAUCAAUGCUGAUGAUGUUCAGAUAUCCCUGGACAUUAAGGCAUAUAAGGCAUUUCAAUUUGCCAAUGUUAUUUGGUGUACCCAGUGUUGGCAAAACACUUGUGGCUACGUGUGGUGCCUGGCUGACGGGAUGUCAGGAAACCCAAAUUGCUUCUAGAUGUACAUUACCAUACUUAAUACAAAGACUUAUCUCAUCGUCAAUGCCAUUUGUUUGGGAUGACCCUACAAACCCGGAGGAAGUUGGUCAGCUGGCUGUCGAUCUUGGGAAUGGUGCAGUGAGAGGAAAGUUAACAGAGAUGCCCCAGGUCCCACUCACUGGUUGCCUUGUAACUGCAAAUUUUGAUCUAACUUCGGUAUCACGGUACAGCAGCAGACUCUGCAUAUUGAAAAUGGAGAGAAUUGAAGGCCCAAAACAACCAGGUGUAGCCAGUGUUCUGGAAAACUUAGCUGCUUCAGCUUCCUCAGCCCUGCCAAUCCUGCUGAAAGCCAUUCAUCACAUAAGUCCUGAGGAAGUCCACAACUGCACCAGGGAACUCAUGAACAAGGUGCCUUGUGAUCUCAGAGUUCUGGAAGGUCUGUCAGUGCCUCUAACAGCUGCUAGAAAGGUAUUGGAGAUAUCAGGAAGACGCCAGUAUUUGGAAGCCAUUGAGGUUUAUUUAGAAGACACACUAUUUCCUUAUAUAAGUGCGUCAAUGCCUGGCAACCAGACCUUACCAACUAUUAUUAUGGAAAAAGUGAUGGAUCAUUCAGAGCAGGUUGUAAGUCAAACAGAGAUGAAGGAGGAGUAGAUAAAAAUUGUACGGCCGUUUUUACUUGACACAGUUGGGUUAAGUGAAGGAAUGCUGACCCGCUUAAAGGCAGAAGGCAGUGGAGAUCCCUCUAAAGUUGUAAGAAUGAAGGGUCAGCUACUUAGAGCAGUGGUUAUCAACGUGUGUGAUGUGAGAGAAGACAUCAGGCAAAGAUUUAUUGCUUUACACUCGGGAGAACAGAUGCUCAACAAUGAAGAAGAGACAGAAAGGGAGCCAGAAGAAACAGAAAGGGAGCCAGAAGAAACAGUGACAUGUGAGCAGGAAGAAGGAGUGGAUAUGUUAGAAAUAGACGAAGAAGUGGCGUUUAGGGUGAAACGACCAAGAACAGUGAGAAGUAGACUGAGGACUCCCCGAGUCCUACGAAGCAGAAGAAAAUAAAUCUUCUAAGUUAUGUUCCUGUAAAAGUUGGUUCUGAUGCCAAAUCACUAAUAUUAAACAGGACUUGACAUUUUUCAUCAUCUUGGAAAUUGUUUUAUACAGUGUUAAACAGUCUUUAAAAGUGUUUAAAUUACAGCCCCUUUCUUAACAAGUGCUUAAGAAUGAUAAAAAGUCCUUCAAUUUUUACUACUCUCUUGAAAAGUGCUUCAAAAGUGCUUAAAUCCGGUACAAAUGUGCUUGAAAAUGAUUGAAUGACAGACUAGUGUCGGUAAAAAGCAACAGUUACAAAAAAUAAAAGCGAUUUAUUCAGUACCAAAAUCAAUCAAUUUUUUAAAAGAUUGCUCAAUGUAACAGGCACAAAUUGCAGUUGUUGAUUUGAACUUCAUUUCAACCCCUCUAUAAUGCUCAUGUUGUGUUCCAAGGUCUCAACACAGCAUUUAGCCAGAUUCUGAUCGCAAGAUCAACGCAUAACCCCACCCACUGCAAUUAUGUAUAAUGCUAAUGAUUUUUAGUUACCAUUCAAUGAAUAUUGACAUUAUUUUUGUAAAACAAAUCAAUAAUGUAGAUAUAUAUCAUAUUGUCAUGUUAUAGUGUUUAUAUUUAAAAGAAACGGAAAACGUAAGAAAGAAAAACAUUAGUCACAAAUGGAAAUAGUUAUCCAUUACAAUUGUAGUGAAGGCUUCCUGUGCUCUUUCCACACUUUUUCUGCAUAUAGGCACAGUUAUAAAUCUACAUGUCAUCAAAAAUACUAUUCU